AUGGGAUUAUUCAAAUACUCUAGAGGAACUAAAUUAAGGAUGAGUCUAGACAGAUUUGAAGGCUGGGCUGGGAUUGUCGGGUUCAGGGACAUUGUAUUUCAAUUUCUGGGCACAUUCUCAUCUGCCAUUGACCUCAUAGCAAUAUCACCUCAUGAACUAAUCAAAUUCUCUUGGGAUACAUUGAGACAAGAGUUUCCCUGUCUUCAUCCUGUACAGCUGAACCACAUUUUAACUCACUACAUUCUUCCCAAAGGACUAGAAGGCAACAACAUCCUUUGGGCCCCGUCAGAAGAAGAUUCGAGACAAAUUGAAAACAAAGAAAUGCUUCAUGAGUCGUUUGAGUCCCAUCCAGACUUCUACCUUCCGAUCACGGGAUACUCGCUGGAUCUCAACUGUCAACUCCAGGAGGAUCAUUUGUUGCAAGACUUUGCAAUGUCACUCCAAGAAAAACUGAUAAAGAGAAAAAGAACUAGCAGUGUAGAUUCUCCGGCACGCCAUUCGCAGUCUCCAUUAGCUAAAAGGAAGACAUCAAAACCAUCUCUCGAUGUAUCCGAUAUU
Molecule: messenger RNA, 558 nt
Organism: Amphimedon queenslandica
Lineage: Eukaryota; Metazoa; Porifera; Demospongiae; Haplosclerida; Niphatidae
Product: ras-associating and dilute domain-containing protein-like
Exons: 5
Molecular function (GO): GTPase binding
Source: RefSeq, a predicted model, not a curated record